AAGAUAGAACCGAUAGAUGUGCGAAAUUGUUUUUUUUUUCAUGGUUUCAUUCUUCAAAUAAUUUGGCGAUAAAAUCUGCAAAUUAUUUUUCAUAUUAUCAUGUUGGACGUCAACGCGUUUAAUUAAACCGAUCUGAACAGUCUUCGAUGACUGGGAAUUGCGAUCAGAGUGAAUUACGUUGAUUGUGGCAUUUAAAUGGAAAUAUUCAUGAUGACACAAAAGCUUGUGAUAAUGGAUGUCCUCUGCUAGAGUAAAUAAUUGUGUUUCUCAAUAAUGGACGAGAAGUUAUUAAAUGAUUUGCUUGAGUGUUCAGUAUGCUUAGAACGCUUGGAUACAUCAAGCAAAGUGCUGUCUUGUCAGCAUACAUUUUGCAAAAAAUGCCUGGAUGAAAUUGUAGCUACUCAUAAAGAGCUUCGAUGUCCAGAAUGUCGAACACUUGUAGAAUGUCGGGUGGACGAACUGCCACCUAAUGUAUUACUCAUGAGGAUAUUGGAAGGUAUGAAGAGUAAAAAUGCAAUGGUAUCACCGCCUAAAAAACCUUCAGCUGUUGCAUGUUCCGACCAAAGACCGCCAAAAACAUCUAAACAAGUGCCAUAUCAACGUAAUAUGUUUGCAAGAGCAUUAUAUGAUUAUUCUUCCAAAGAACCUGGGGAUUUAAGUUUUAAAAAAGGAGAUAUGAUUAUAUUACGCCAAAAAGUUGAUUCUAAUUGGUAUCAAGGAGAAGCUAAUGGAGUAAUUGGUAUAUUUCCUUUAUCAUAUGUACAGGUGUUUCCAACAUCACUUCCUAGUCAUAUACCACAAUGUAAAGCAUUGUAUGAUUUUAAAAUGAAUAAAGAGGAUGAUGAAGGAUGCUUAUCAUUUUCAAAAGGUGAUAUAAUCACAGUUUUAAGACGCAUUGAUCAAAAUUGGGCAGAAGGAAAAAUUUCCAAUCGCAUUGGUAUAUUUCCUUUAUCUUUUGUUGACUUGAAUCAAAUAGCUCGUGCAUUAAUGAAACUGUCAGUUAGUUCACAACCUACUCAAAGUAGAAUGGCUCCUCCUACUCCCGAAGAAGCUGCUCCUUUAUUGCCAAUUGAACUAUCAGCUGCUUGUCAAUCAACAAAUACCAAACAUAAUACAACUGAUGAAGCAAAACAUGUACUAGAUAAUACAAAAGUUACCAGUGAGAAUACUUCAUCAUCAUCUUCUUCUACAACUACUACAUCUCCAAAUACUACUUCUCCAUCAGAUACCACAUCUAGCUCUCCUAGCCGGUCACCUUCACAUGCUCCUUUUGUUGAUAAUUCAAUAAAUCGUUCUUUACCAUCAUCAAAUCCAGACCCCCCUAAACGACAUAGUUUUACAAAUGGGGUUGGGCCUGUUUCAUCAAGCCCUCAUUCAUCAGAAAAUAAACGAUAUUCGGCUGAGAUUUUAUCACAAGACGAUAUUGCUAUAUUUUCUAGUCCAAAUACCAGUUUAGAAGUUCAAUCCAGUCAGCCAAUGAAUGGAGUGAGGGAUUCUAAACUUCAUCGUCAUGGAAGUCUUAGAAGUCAUUCUAAACCAAUAGCUACCCAGAAUGUAAGGUCUAAAAUACCUAUUCAACUGCCAGCUAAACACGUCUCAUUAUACCCUUAUAAACCUCAAAAAGCUGAUGAACUUGAAUUAAAACGUGGUCAGUUAUACAUGGUUACCGAAUGCUGUAAAGAUGGCUGGUAUAAAGGAACAUCAUUAAAAACUAAUUGUUCUGGUGUUUUUCCUGGAAACUAUGUAACACCUGCAAAAAUAUCUGUUCGUCUACUUGGAAAAUCUAGCAAUAAUCCAUCUUCAGUUCAAGAACAAAAAGAUGAUCAUUCGUCAUUUAAUGGUCAAUUAAAUGAUUGUAGUUUUCAAAGUGAUAUAGAUGAAAAUUUACCUUUAUAUCCACCACCUGAACUACCACCACGUAGCAGUAGUCCUUCUGUACAUAGUCGUGUAUCAAGUUGGUUGUCUGAAAUGCCAUCAACAUCUUCACGUGUUCGAUCAGCACCUACGCACAACGUAAAAUCUAUGUGUUGUAAUACAGUUUUGCCCAAUUCAAUUAAGCCUAUAGCAGCAUCAACUGACAAAGAUUCAAUAAAUACAGGUGUGGUUAAUACUGUUGCUGGUGCUGCUGCUCCUCCUUCUACUGCAUCACCAUCACAUUCCUUGAGCCCAGAAAAUUUAGCUCAAAAACGUGGAAGGAAAAAAUGCUUUCUUACAAAUUCAGUGAUGCGUAGUUUUUCUAAUAUAAAAAUUAGAAAAUCACCUCCCCCUGUAUAUUCAAUGGAUAAUCCAGUAUUUGAUGAUAAUACUUCAAACAACACAGUUAUUGCACCAUCUCAACCAGUUCAUACUAGAUCCGAUUCUUGUCCAUCAAAAUUACUAAAUGUAGAUGCCAUACAAAGGGUUCCUGAGCAACUUCCAAUAAAAGUCAGAGGAAAUCAUAAUUUUAAAAGUGAACAGCAGCCAAAUGGAUCAUCGGUUUUAAUACAUCAUCGUAAAUCACAUAGUUUAGAUACAAAUAAUGGUAUAUCAGUAGACAUUAAGCCACAAGAUCGAAAACUUAAACAAAAUUCACGUACUCAGCAAAAUAUGUGCAGAUGUAUUGUUGCAUAUCCACCAAAUAGUGAGUAUGAAUUAGAACUCCGUGUAGGAGAUAUUUUAUAUGUACAUAAGAUUAGGCAAGAUGGGUGGUAUAGGGGAACAUUAUUGAGAACUGGAAAAAGUGGUUUGUUUCCAUCAAGUUUUGUUGAGAAAAUUUAAUAAUAUUUUCUACCUAAAAUAUAGUAAAUAAUUUUAUUUAGGAACGUUAGUCAUUGUUAAUUUAAUUUAACUUAACUAUUAGGGUAUCUAGUUAUUUAUUGGUAUAAUAAUAAAUAUAUAUCUCAUUUAAUGUAUAUACCAAAAUUGUAUCAAUGAUGUAGAAACAUGUAGACUCUUAAAUAUUUAAUUUAAUUUGUGUAAUAAUUUGUGACUGCUUUGGUUAAGUGUAUUUUUAUUUAUAUUAAAAACUCAAUAAAUUUAACCAUAUUCAUUAAUUAAAAGUUUAAACAUUUUGUAUUUAAUGUGAUAUUAUGUAUUUUAGAAAUAGAAGUCAACUAUAUUAGUUAUAGAUUUAAUUUUUAAUUUUAAUAGAAAUCAAUACAAUUUUCAGAUUUCUUAUUUGUAUAAUUUAAAAUUUAUUUUAUUAUAAUUCAAAGACGAAUUAUAUUUUAUUUAUUUAUUAUUAGGAAUAUAAAAACACCUAUAAUUACAGAAUAUCCAAAAUAUUGUUAAUUUGUUAUAAAGCUAUGUUUUUGUAGGUAUACUGUAAAUUGCAAUUAAGAUUUUUUUUAACAAAAGUCUAUUAAAUAUUUGUUUAAUGAAGAUUAACAGAUAAUUUUUUAUUUAGUUUUAUUUAAGAUCCAAGACUUAACAGAUAUAUUGAAGAAUAAAAUAACAUAAUUAUAUUGUAUUAACAAUAUAAUAUAAUAUAUAUAUAAUAAUAAAUCUGAUGCCAAAAAUUAAACACAUUUAAAUACAAUGGGCCAUAUUAUGUUAUAACUUUGUUUGCAUUUUUCAUAAGAAUUUAAACAUGAUUUUAUAAUAUUAUAUAAUUUAAUGAUGCUAGGUUAGAACCACGCAUUAGUGUUGAAUAAUACUUAACCAAAGUAUUAGGUAGGUAUCUGUUGAGUUUGUAAAAUUUUGAGAAAACAAAUGAAGUGACCAAGCCUAUCUAAUCAAAAAAAUUAAUAACUUAAGUUUGAUUAAAUUUUAAUUUUUACUGUGAUAACUAAAUUCUAUUAAAAAUAAAAUAGGAUUUAGUUGUUUCGAAUGGUUGUAUUUAUAUUAUUCAAUUACCUACAUAAAGUGAUAAAUGAUCAAUGUUUUUUAAUUUAAUUGCAUGUUUUCUUUUUAUCUUAUAUUCAAUGGUUUUAUUGAAUAUGUAAAAUCAACUUAUUUGUAGCUACUUUUCUUGUGAUAUUUACACUGACUUUUACUAUUUUUUUAUAAAUAUAAUUAUAAAUAUUAACACAUAUAUUUGUUAUAAAUUGUAUUUAUCAUAUAAUUUUAUUAACUGCAAUUUUAAUCAUUAAUAUUUAAUAUAUACCUAUAACCAUUUGGAGUAAUUUCAAAAUCAAAUAUAAUAUUACAAUACUAAAACUAAUAUUAUCAAUAUUUUAAACUCAAAGAAACCUAUUUGAUUGUGAAAUAAAAUACAAUACUAUUGUAUUUAAAUCUUUUUAAAAUAAUAUGAAUAUCUUAAUUAUUUUGAUUAUAAUAAAAUAAUUGCUGUGUCCAGGGUUGUUGCUGAACUAUUUACCAUUAGAAUUACUUAUUUUUUUUCUAUGAACAAUUUCAUAAUGUAUAGAUAUUUUGGCAAAGCAAUAAAAAAUAAUAUUAAAUAAUUAAUUAAGUGGUAUUGAAACAAAUCUAUUAUUUGCUAUUUAAUUUGUAUUCAAUUGUUAUCCUUUAUAAAUGUCUUACUAUUUUAUUGAUUAGCAACAGCCCUGGUUUUAUUUAAUUUAUUAAAAAACAAUGUUUUGGAAUGCUUUUAAUGAUAUACUUCAAUUAUUAAUAUUGUUUGUGAAACAAUAAUAACCAACAAAUUGCUACAUUGAUCAAUUUUGUAGUUGCAGAAUAUUUAGUUAUAUAAGAUUUAAAAUACUAGUGUGAUAGACAAUUAAUAUAAUUUAAGACUUAAAUCUUAUUUCUUUAAACAACAUGGCUUAUAAUUUAUAUUCAAUUAAUUAAAUAUAAUAUAAAGGUUUGUGAUUUAUGAUGUUUAAUAGUUUAUUAUAACUACAAUUAUAUAUUAAUAAAAUAUUCUGAUCAAAAUUAUUAUGUAUUUCAAUAUGUACAAAUUAAUUUAAGAACUGUUUAUUUUUCCUUCCUCAACACAAUUUCCAACUUUUUUUUUCUAAUUUGUUAUUUAUUUAUUUUUAUGUUUUGAUGUAAUACAGAAAGUCUCUUUGUA
Messenger RNA from Rhopalosiphum padi (bird cherry-oat aphid), 4951 nucleotides. It is a transcript of the gene POSH, whose product is annotated as E3 ubiquitin-protein ligase SH3RF3. The transcript has 17 exons. NCBI's taxonomy places the organism in Eukaryota, Metazoa, Arthropoda, Insecta, Hemiptera, Aphididae. Gene Ontology annotation, molecular function: protein binding. The record is from RefSeq and is a predicted model, not a curated record. Bases 274 to 2757 code for a protein of 827 amino acids.